GGGAACAUCGUGGUGCUGGUUCACAGCAACGAGGAUUCGGAAGACGAGGAAAACGAACUGGUUGUCACCUCCCUGUGUCAUCACAGUGACCUGAUCCUGUGGGUGGAGGGGCUGGCGACCGGCUUCUGCAAGGAUGUUCACGGGCAGAUUAAAAUAAUUAAGAGAGUGUCCUUGGAGCUGACGGCGGAGCAGGAUCUCGUCCAGAUCUACCAGUAUAAGAUCCAGGACAAGAACGUCACCUUUUUUGCAAGAGGGCUGUCAGCUGCAGUCCUGUGA
Tauraco erythrolophus (red-crested turaco) is the source of this 276-nucleotide messenger RNA. The record is from RefSeq and is a predicted model, not a curated record. Lineage: Eukaryota; Metazoa; Chordata; Aves; Musophagiformes; Musophagidae.